Messenger RNA from Myxozyma melibiosi, 1636 nucleotides. RefSeq lists its product as uncharacterized. The record is from RefSeq and is a predicted model, not a curated record. Gene Ontology annotation, molecular function: poly(A) RNA polymerase activity; mRNA binding. Gene Ontology annotation, biological process: RNA 3'-end processing. NCBI's taxonomy places the organism in Eukaryota, Fungi, Ascomycota, Lipomycetes, Lipomycetales, Lipomycetaceae. Gene Ontology annotation, cellular component: nucleolus; TRAMP complex. The transcript has 2 exons. The coding region runs from base 91 to 1440 and encodes 449 amino acids.
CUAACUUUCAAAGAACGAGUCAAACGGCUCACCAUCAAUACAACUUAUUCGGCGUUCCUUGAUUUAUUCCCAGGCUUGCUAUUGUCAAAUAUGUCAGAAUCCGAAGCUGCAGAUGCGUAUGCUAGCAACCAUAACACGAAAUCACCAGAUGCUGCCUUACCGCCACCCUCUUCAUCCAUAGAGCCAAGGUCCCAAUCUCCAGAAGCCACCACCGAAAAUCCAUUUGGCAGCGACGAUAGCUUCAUUGCCUUUGAUUUCAGUGAUGCAGAAGUCGGAGAGGGAGAAGAAGAAGAAGAAAGCGGAAGUGCGGAGGGUCCAGAUUCAAGACCUAAUGCUGAUGCUGAUCAGCAGCGACAGACCCGAAAACAGAAAACUGGUGUUUUGUCUAAGAUUGCCAGCUCAUUGAAGAUCAACAGUCGAGGAAAGAAACGCAAGCGAGGUGAGAUGGAUGAUGGAGAAAUGGUGGCGCUUUGGACCAUCGACCGAGACUAUUCUAAAGAAGCGGUGGUCUCAGUGUGGCUUCAUAAAGAGAUUCUUGAUUUUGUGGAUUUUAUUUCACCUGAUGCAGCCGAGGUUCAAGCGAGGGCAGCUGCGGUCGCUCGAAUACAGUCAUGUGUGAAGGGUCUGUGGCUUGAUGCCACUGUGUGCGUGUUUGGCUCGUAUGCUACGAACCUAUAUCUUCCGGACUCGGAUAUUGACCUGGUCAUCAUAUCGGACAAAGGCACGUACACCAGCAAAUCCAAUCUGUAUCAGUUAGCCAAUGCGCUGAAAGCGGCACGAAUAGCUAUCAACGUUGAGGUUAUCGCAAAAGCCAGAGUUCCCAUAAUAAAGUUCACCGAUCGAGAGAGUGGAAUCAACAUUGAUGUUUCAUUCGAAAAAUACGGAGGAGUGGUGGCAGCUGAUACGAUUUUACACUGGGUCGCUGAGCGCCCUGGACUCCGUGAGCUGGUGAUGGUGGUCAAAUACUUUCUUGCCAUUCGGGAGCUGAACAGUGUGCCUAAAGGUGGUCUCGGAGGUUUCGCAGUAGUUUGCUUGGUUUUAUCGUUUUAUCAGAUGCAUCCAAAAAUAUCUUCGGGAGAUAUACUACCCGAAAGCAAUCUUGGUGUCCUUUUAAUCCAGUUUUUCGAGCUGUAUGGAAAGCAUUUUAACUACGACAGAGUUGGAAUAUCGGUCACAGAACCUGGCAGCUAUUUCGACAAGAACAGGAAUUAUCGUUUACAGAGUCGAGGAAAGUACUCGUUGGCGAUCGAAGACCCGAACGAAAACACAAACAAUAUAAGUAGAGGCACCUACAAUUUACGAAAUAUUAGGCGUGCAUUCGGCGGUGCCUACGACCUCCUCACGACGCAGUGCUAUGAGAUGGAUGCGAUCAGUCGACGUCAAUGGAAGAACAAAUCUCUUCUCGCGCCAUUACUGGUAAAUGACAAUCUACAGCGUUGAGCCGUAAAGAAGCUUUUCGCGACUGAUUUCUGCUUUGACGAGGUGCUGAUAUCGCUGUGAUUACUACCAACAUGGCUGCCACCAAAAAGUCGACCAAGUGUCAGACUACCGGGCGUGCAGAUAGUGGCUUCGCCACAAGAAACUGCGGUACGUGUCCAGGCACCCGAUUGUUUCUUUCUAUGCACAGACAUUUUAU